Trypanosoma cruzi is the source of this 1662-nucleotide messenger RNA. RefSeq lists its product as uncharacterized. The coding region runs from base 1 to 1662 and encodes 553 amino acids. The record is from RefSeq and is a predicted model, not a curated record. Gene Ontology annotation, molecular function: protein binding. Lineage: Eukaryota; Euglenozoa; Kinetoplastea; Trypanosomatida; Trypanosomatidae. The transcript has a single exon.
AUGUCGAAGGGUUACACGGUGGUGUCUGUGAUGAAGCAAACACAGGAGACGGUGAUAAACGAGAGCCUCAUUCGGGACUGCAUCUAUCUACCGCCUGCGUGCACCACUGAAGAGGAGCGUCUUCGUUUUGUGGGCGUCCGCGAGGAGAAUCAACGGCAUCAGCGGGUGAAGACGACAAUGGAAACGAUGGAGCUGCAUAAAGUAACAACACUUCUCGCCUCGUACCGACGGAUUGGGAAAAUUGAAAAUCUUGUGGGGUUGUGCAACCUCACAAAGCUGGCGUUGGACAACAACAACAUCAGUGUGGUAUGCAACUUGGGUCACCUGAAAAAAUUGCAAUGGCUCGAUCUCAGUUUCAAUCAGAUAACAGAAAUAUGCGGUUUGGAGGAUCUCGUUGAACUGGAAACCCUCUCUUUAUUCUCUAACAACAUCUCGGUGAUUCAAGGCUUGGAAACACUUAAAAAACUGACCUCUUUGAGUCUCGGAAACAACCGCAUAGAGGCGCUGGAAGACGCGGCUCGGUAUCUUCAUCGACUGGGCAGUCUUCGGAUUUUGACACUGAAGGGUAACCGUGUGGAGAAGCAGCCGCACUACAAGCUCCGUCUUCUUGCAUUUGUUCCGACACUUCAGUUUCUGGAUGGCUGUGUUAUUGACCCCAAUGAGGUUGUCAGUGCGCGUGAGGAACAGCGGGAAAAUUUGAUGCCUGUUGAUGAGGAGGAUGAGCGUGCGGCCGAGGUUGCAAAGGUGGAGCAGGAAUUGGAGAAGGCACGGAAGGAUUAUGAGCGUUUUAACUGCCCUGAUGAGACGAAUUUUUACGAUGAACUCUUCCACCUGGAGUUAGAUGGACGAGGGGUGGUGGAGUUGCUUCGAGUGGACAUUAUAGCCUCGCUUUCGAAGGAGCUGUUGGAAAAAUACCAGAUGGAGUUUACGGAAAAGGCAAGAGAACUCACAGAGGCGAUGAAGGCGAUCCGUACGAGGCGUGAUGAAGACGAGAGCGCGUUUAAUACGGCGUCAGCCCGUUACAGGCAAAAGAAUGCAGAUGCAUGUAAGGCGAUUAUUAAGCAGUUUGAGAAGGAGGUUAAAGCUCAUAUUCCCCGUACCAUGUGGUGCCGCGAAGUUGACACUGGCGCCAUUCCAUCUGAAGUACUUUCGCAACUUCAAAUUCGUCUUCGCGAGGUACGGCACCAACUCUUAGAGAAGGAGGCAGACCAAUAUGAUGCGUUGGAGUCCCUCAACGCCGGAACAAUCGGGAAGUGGAAAGGCGAUGGCAUUGAUGUUAUUCUUCAAACCGCGUUCGAAAAUUUUUUGAAAAUGGAGGCAGACUUUCAGGUUGCUCUCCGGCAGUUGUUUGACUCUGUUUUUGAAAUGCGGCAGAAACAGGAGCAUGCAACAGACUCCUACCAUCUCAUAAAACAGGACGAAAGUAUUAUGGCAAUCAUUGACAACAAGGAAGACUACCAAAAGUUUUUGGGUGACUGGUUUGAACUACGACGAAAGCGUUUGGAAGAGAUGGAACAAAUGUACAUUAGCAAUGAGGAGAAGCUCCUUAGGGAGCGUUCAACCCGGAUUUUGGACGAGGAACAGAGUCGUCAUCGGGCUCGUCUGAAUGAAAUUCAUGAGUUUGUGGAGCAGAUGAAGGGUUUACUGGAGUGUGCAUGGUAA